Molecule: messenger RNA, 1849 nt
Organism: Ahaetulla prasina
Lineage: Eukaryota; Metazoa; Chordata; Lepidosauria; Squamata; Colubridae
Product: cytochrome c oxidase assembly factor 8
Exons: 6
Coding region: 68-679 (203 amino acids)
Biological process (GO): intrinsic apoptotic signaling pathway
Cellular component (GO): mitochondrion
Source: RefSeq, a predicted model, not a curated record
GCGACGGGCGAGUUUCAGCUCAUGCGGCUCCGGGCGCUUGUUUAGUCCUUGACUAGGUCUGGGCGGGAUGGCGGCGCUCGUGAGGAGCCGAGGGUUUCUAUACAGCGUAAGCGGUUGCCCCUACCUUGUCACGAGCUGCUGCGGCUCCAGGUUUUUGUCGUCCUCCUCAGUCUCCCGAGCGUCUUCGCCCGGCGAAGACCCGGAGAGGAAGAGUUCGCCCUCGCCUCCCAAGAGAAAGGUUUCACAUUUUCAUCCGCCUUCAGAUUCUUGCUGUGAUUGGAUUGGGCCUCCUGAUCAAUAUUCAAAUCUUCGACCAGUAAUAUUUUAUGUUCCUAAACAUGAAACUCCAUUGCAGCGAAGACUGAGAGAACUUAGGCAGGAAACCCAGGCUUGGAAUCAAGAAUUCUGGACAAAUCAAAAUCAAUCAUUUAGAAAGGAAAAAGAAGAAUUUGUUUGUUCUAGACUGAAAGCCAAGGGUAUAGAGCCAAGAGAUGAAAAAGGUCAGAAAGCAUCACUGACUGCAGAAGAAAUGGCUGAAUUUUACAAAGAUUUCCUAAGUAAAAACUUGAAAAAAAAUGUAUACUAUAAUAGGGAAUGGUACAAACGGAAUUUUGCCAUCACAUUCCUCAUGGGACAAGUAGCAUUUGAAAAAGCGUGGAAGAAAUUUGGACUGAAAUGAAGUGCAAACUAACAAGUAGCAAUGUUGGUUUUUUCAACAAAGAUGAGACGAAGAAUUGAGUUUCUGUCACAAAUUAUAUCAAAGCUUUCUAGUAUAUUUGUAUACUAGAAAGGUGCUUGGUUUUAUUUAUUUAUUUAUUUAUUUUGUUCAUUUAUAUACCAGAUGCUUCCAGCUGAAUACAAUAAAAGGAAAAGGAUACCCAAUCCCACAACUUAGUUUCAUGCCCAGUGCCUUGUCAAAACAUUAAAUGGUGAGGGAAAAAUGGCAUUGAACUUAGUAAACAGAUACAUUACACUUCAGUCAUAUAGUGUAAUUUAAAUUUUCCUUUACUGAGCCUGGUUGAAUUGUUUUCCUUCCAUUGGAGUUGCUCUUAGUCUGUCUUAAUAUAAAAAUGAUUAACAAUGCAUACAAUAACACUGCAUAUGUCAGGAACUUGAUACGCAUAAAGUAAGAUAAAUUAAUACUUAGUCAUGGUGAUUCUUUUGUUAUAAAAGACUGGUGAUUUUUAAAUACUGUUUCAGCUAUAAAUAAUCCAAAUAAUUUAGUAUUUUUCUGUGGAACUCUUAUCACUCAUGAAGAUGCCAGCAUUAUACUGUUUUAAUACGUGAAGACGAUACUGUAAUUGUGUCAUUUACCUCAUGAUUAACUCUGCAAAGUUUAUAAUUUAGGAAUGAUCCAUCUAGUAAAGACUUGUGUUGCUGGGUAUGAAUUGCUUUGUCCUGCAUUGCAUUAUUUAAAAAUUAUGACCAAAUGUAUAGAACAUCUUGCUAAAUGGCUGAAAAUAGUAUGUUAACAACACAUGCUACGAUGUGGCAUGGGGAACGUCUGAGAUUGGACAGGUUCAAGGACCUGAGAAGUAGAAAUGACAAACCUGCCCCACAAGACACACCUAAUGCCACUCUGCAACCUGCUUGGGCUGGUCCUGAGACAAAAGGAAUUAUCUUGCUGCAUAUGAAAUACUUCUACUUAUAUUGGACCUACAGCAUGGAUCCCAGGAAAAUAUAAAAAGGACUGGAUUGACAGCACGAUCCAGAUGAUCUCUGCUUUAUCAACACUGUCCAAUCCUUUCAUCUUUUUUACACAUCAUCAAUUGCUAAAUGACUGAAAUAUUUUAAUAUGUUUGGAUUAGUACAUUAAUGUUUCAUUUAAUUAAAUACAAACAUGUCUCCA